GGUGUGUAAUGUGUGUGUCUGUCCCUUCUCAGGAGUCCUGAUCAGAGGAGGAUCUUCCAGCUGAUCCCGGGUCCAGCUUUUGCGAAGCACUUCUCGUGGAUCCAGGAUGAGCAGCGUUGCCCCUUCCAAGAAACCGUACCGCAAGGCUCCUCCACAGCACCGAGAGAGCCGCCAUGACCCACCUGCAGCGCGGGGGGAGGAGACUCCAGAGCAGCCAAGUAAGGAAACGCUGACAGAAGGAGACCGGAUCAACUUUCUGCAGCUCCAAAACGAUGAACUCCGCCGACGCUUGGCGUAUGCUACGACGAAGAUGGAGGCCAUGGAACACGAGCUGGAUGCCGGCCGCCAUUACCUGGAGGUGGAGCUAUGCCGUAACCGGGAGGAGCUGGAGAAACUUAAGGACAAGUUUCGGCGGUUACAGAACAGCUACACGGCCUCACAGAGGACCAAUCAGGAUCUGGAGGAGAAGCUGCACACUCUGAUAAAGAAGGCGGAGAUGGACCGCAAGACGCUGGACUGGGAGAUCGUGGAACUCACCAACAAACUUCUGGAUGCAAAAACCACCAUCAAUAGACUGGAAGAGUUAAAUGAGCGAUAUCGCCAGGACUGUAACCUCGCAGUUCAGCUUCUCAAGUGCAACAAAUCUCAUUUCAGAAACCACAAAUUUGCCGAUUUACCGUAUAAGCUGCAAGACAUGGUCAACAAACAUCUGCAAAACUCGGCUUCCUCCCCUGGAUCAGGACAAGAUACCCCUCCGCCUGUCCUAUCACAAUCUGACGUAGUGCCGACUUCUAUUAUUGCACGAGUUCUGGAGAAACCAGAGUCACUCAUUCUGAAUUCAGCCAUGUCCAGCAGCGGAAGCGGCCCGACAGCUGAGGAUGUCUUUGUCCAUGUCGAUAUGAGCGGUUCUAGUCAGCAGCAAAAUGGUGUCCUGCAGAAACAGGGGAGCGUGGACAGCACUGGCGAAGAAGCAGCGACUUUUGAAAAACUGAGUCCCUACCCCACCCCUCCACCCCCGCACACCAUGUAUCCAGGCCGUAAGGUGAUAGAGUUCUCAGAUGAGAAAGUGCGGAUUCCUAAGAACAGUCCGCUGCCCAAUUGUACCUACGCAACUCGGCAAGCCAUCUCCCUUAGUCUGGUACAAGGUGAGAAUGGGAGUCCAGACCGGCAUCGCACCGUUCCCAACAGUCCGGCAUCUUCAGGCAGCUACCCGCAGCGGGCACGGAGCGCUGAUAACCCAACACGCUCUCCGCUAAGCAGUGCUGCCCCUAGUUCUGCCAGCUCUGAGGAGGACAUGUUGGCCAACUGGCAGAGGAUGUUUGUGGAUAAAGCGGCCCCUGGCACAGAUGGGUCGUUGGGCCAUCGCACGUCCUACAGCCGGGACACUGCCUUGGAGUUGCAGCAGAGAUUCAGCCGCUCUAUGCAGGAACUGAGCCAUGCAGCUCAAGCGUUCUCUGAACGAGAGUCCUCUGGAAACAGCUGGCUCAGCAGCCGGGAGUCCAGUUUGGAUAUGGAAAGCUCCAGCUCAAAGAGGGGUCAUCUGCCCAAUGAGUACGGCAGGGACUUCUCCAAAGAGGAGGCUCAGGACCUACUCUCUGGGGGUGUUGAGGAAGAGGACGACACUGAGGAGCCGCCUGUCAUCGAUGAGGACAUAGAGGAAGAUCAAGAACUAGAAGACCAGAUCCAGGAGAUCCACCUAGAACCAGGACCAGAGCCAGAGACUUUUUUGGAGAAACCUCCGAGUGGCCGCCCACACCGUAGCCCAAAGAGGAUGGGUGUGCAUCACCUUCACCGCAAGGACAGCCUAACACGGGCGCAGGAACAGGGGAACUUAUUGAACUAGAGGUGGCGCUCCGUG
This is a messenger RNA of Nanorana parkeri, 1858 nucleotides long. RefSeq names its product tight junction associated protein 1 (gene TJAP1). The record is from RefSeq and is a predicted model, not a curated record. Gene Ontology annotation, biological process: Golgi organization. Bases 107 to 1843 code for a protein of 578 amino acids. The transcript has 8 exons. Gene Ontology annotation, cellular component: trans-Golgi network. NCBI's taxonomy places the organism in Eukaryota, Metazoa, Chordata, Amphibia, Anura, Dicroglossidae.